Solanum stenotomum is the source of this 2346-nucleotide messenger RNA. Its product is annotated as peptidyl-prolyl cis-trans isomerase CYP63. Gene Ontology annotation, biological process: protein folding; protein peptidyl-prolyl isomerization. Gene Ontology annotation, molecular function: peptidyl-prolyl cis-trans isomerase activity. Lineage: Eukaryota; Viridiplantae; Streptophyta; Magnoliopsida; Solanales; Solanaceae. The coding region runs from base 180 to 2156 and encodes 658 amino acids. The record is from RefSeq and is a predicted model, not a curated record. The transcript has 14 exons.
ACUAAAGGCUAGUGAACACAAACACAACCUCGGUAGUUUUCAUCACUUCCAUCGCGCCUCCAAGAAAAAAAAAAUGGAGGCUUCUCUUUGUUAAGCUAAUUCGCAGCUUUGUGGACGUCUACUUCACUUGGGCACUACCCAAAUUGCUGUUGUUGCAUCAUUACGGCCUGAGGUACAGGAUGAGUAAGAAGAAAAACCCUCUUGUAUUCUUAGAUGUAUCAAUUGAUGGAAAUACUGCAGAAAAAAUUGUUAUUGAGCUCUUUGCAGAUACUGUCCCAAGGACUGCAGAAAAUUUCCGGUCGCUCUGCACAGGUGAGAAGGGAGUUGGAGUAUCUACUGGAAAACCUCUGCACUACAAAGGAUGCUUAUUUCACCGUGUAAUAAAAGGGUUUAUGGCACAAGGUGGUGAUUUCUCCAAAGGGAAUGGCACUGGUGGAGAGAGUAUAUAUGGAGGGAAAUUUCCAGAUGAAAACUUCAAAGUUGCCCACACCGAGGCUGGUCUUCUCUCGAUGGCAAAUAGUGGUCCUAAUACAAAUGGAUCCCAGUUCUUCAUUAUAUUUAAGAGAACUCCCCAUCUCGACGGGAAGCAUGUUGUUUUUGGGAAAGUUGUAAAGGGAAUGGAUUUAGUGAAGAAAAUUGAACAGCUGGGAACAGACAGUGGGAAGCCAUCUGGGCUUGUGAAAAUUGUGGAUUGUGGCGAAAUGUCUGAGAAGAAAAGUAAUGAUACAUCCAAAGCAGAGAAAGGGAAAAAUAAGAAGUCCGCGAGAGCUCUUUCCUCUGAUGAUGAUUCAGACAGUCAAGAAAAGGGGAAACGCAAAUCAUCCACCAAUAGAAAGAAACAGAAAAAGAGGAGAUACUCUUCAUCUGAUUCUUACAGUUCUGAGACAGAUACUGAUUCCUCUUCAGACUCUGACUCAGAUUCUAAGCUGGACUCCUAUUCUUCUAGUUCUUCAGGUGAUGACAGGCGUAAAAAGAGGAAGAGGUCAACUAAGAAAGAAAGCAGUCGACAUGGGAAGAAAAAAGGCAGAAAGAGCACUAGUAGAAGAGUUCAUCGAAAUAAAAGAUCGAGACGCAAGCGGAGCUCUGAGAGUUCUAGUGACACAGACAGUCGGAGCAUGAGCAGCAGCAGUGAUAGCUCCGAUGAUGAAAAUGGCAGGCCCAAUAUUUCUGCACGAAAAGGUUUGGUGAAGAAAUCAUCAAACCCUGUCAAAGAACAAGCUGUUUUGAAGCAGCAACAGAAUCUUGAAGAGGGUGAAAUAUCUAAGAACGGUAAGCUUCCAAAUAAUGGUCAUGGUGGAGAUGUACAAACUGACAGGACUCUCGCAACAAAUCAUCAAUCUGAUAAUUCGAGCAGAUCCAGGAGCGCAACACCAAGUCCUAAGGGAAAGCCAAGACCCAGCCGCAGGAGCAGUCGAAGUAUGAGCCCAGAAAAAGUACCUGCUAGACUUGGUCAAAAUGGUGGAAGUCUUCAAAUUGAAUCAAAGGAGAGAAGUCUUUCAAAAAGUCCUUCACCAAAAGCUACUCAGCCAUCUCGCUCUAGUCCUGGCAGGGAUUUAUCCAGAAACCGUUCUCCAGAUGGAACUUCAAAACGAGUCCGUAAAGGCCGUGGCUUCACUGAUCGUUAUUCAUUUGCAAGACGCUAUCGCACCCCAUCUCCUGAGCGUUCAUCUUACAGGCCUUAUUACCAGGGUGGGAGAAAUUUUCAGGGGAAUCGUGAUAGGUACUCAAGCUAUAGAAGCUAUUCUGGUCGCUCUCCACAGGGACGGUACAGACGGUCACCAAGAGGCAGAAGUCCCCCCAGAUACCAGCGCAGGAGUCAGAGUAGGAGUGUUUCUCACAGCCCUAGGCGUGAGAGUCGUCGAAGUAGGAGCCCUUCACGCAGUCCUUCCCCCAGAGAAAAGCGGCAGACAAUCAGUGACAGAUUGAAGUCUCGUCUUGGGCCUCGUGUGGAUGAUCAGCAUUCCAUUCCAACUAGGAGGUCAGCCUCAAGAUCUAGAAGCCGCGACUCUACAACUCCUCGAUCUCCUGCUGCUGCUCCAAGGAAGCACAGUGGGAAAGUAGGAUCUGCAUCACCUAAUAGUUCGAGAUCAACCUCCCCACCUCGACAGAGGGGUCUAGUCUCAUAUGAGGAUAUCAGUCCCACCGGGACAAACUAAUCUGUGUACCCUUCAUGCUCAUAUAUGAGUGACUAAAUUUGCAGAAAACUUAUGGCCUAGGUUUAAACCUUGUUUCAUCAGAUGUUGCUUAGCUGGGAUUGCCAACUCAAUUUUAUCAUUUUGUGUUUCAGUAAACUAGCAGUUCGACAUUGAAUGUUUUAUUUAUGGAAAAAGGGUCUUAUUUACCCUC